CUUCGAAACCAGGCAACUUUUGUCAACAAACUGAUAUGAUUGGAAAUUUUUCUCUCAAUAUUUCGAUGAUCUCUUAAAAACUACAAAAGCUUAACGGUUAAUAUACAUUGGAGSUGGAAAUGUUUCAGUAGCGCGAAUUUCGCCGGUAUUGUUGGACUAAUUUUGCAUAAUAAGUUAAUCCGUUACUAUGAAAAGUGCUUUGGAUUUCUUGCUGUUGUGAAGUGAAAGAUGAGUUCUCCUAUUUCUAGCUUGAAGAAAGGGAAAAGAAAUCCACUAAAUCCAAGACAACCUCGUGCGCCCUUUAGGUAUGAUGCAGGACUUGAUGAGCCAACAUCAGAAGAAAUGCUGGAUGAUAUCCCAAGUGACUUCUUGCGGCGUGACAUCAUUUCAAAGUUACCAAAAAGCUCUCACAAAGGGACAUCGUCAGUCCCAAAUGACCAUGAUUUGUUAACAAGCAUGGCAGGUAGACUCAGUCAAACUGAAGCAGAGCUCAGAGUUACCAAGAAAGAACUUAUAGAUAAGGACAGAAACAUUAAGAUACUACAAGAGAAGGUUCAGCUUCUUGAAAAGGCCAGAGGUUAUAAUUCAGACACCAUUGGGGAUUUAGAACAGAAGUGUCACUCUCUCCAAACYCAAGUUCAUGAGAUGGAGGAAUUCCUGGCUGAUUAUGGACUAGUGUGGGUUGGUAACCAGUACAUAGAGAAUGAAUAUCAGCCUCUUGAUGAUGACGAGGGACCCGUUAGUGAUCAGGACAUCGUCAGUAAAAGUGGAAUGUGGAACCCAGUUGCAUCCGUCCCACAAGACACCUUACAAAUCAACUUUGAUCUUCUCAUCAAGAACAUCAAGGAACUUAACAUACUGUCAGGGGAGGGGUGUGCAGUUGUUUCCAAGACCAAGGAUGGUGCAAGACUAAAAGUUCCAGAUCCAGUUCCUUUGACACUGUUUUCAAAUGGUAUAUUCAUGUUUGGUGGGCCAUUUCGACCAUAUACUGACCCAACAACUCAGCAAUGUAUUCAAGAUAUUAUGGAUGGUUAUUUCCCUUCAGAACUACAGUCCAGGUUCCCUGAUGGUGUGCCCUUUGAUGUCUCUGAUAAAAGAGAGAUAGCAUAUCAAGAUAGAAGAACAGAAAUCCUCUUUCCUGGUGAAGGACAGAGUUUAUUGAAAGACUCACCAGAUGACAGAGAAACUGGGAAAGUCACCAGUGAAGUUCCAGGACCUAAGAGCUCAGUUGAGAAUUUUCUGUCAAGACUUCCACAAUCUGUGGUUAAGGCUGGCAAGAUUAUUGAUGUACGAUCUGGUAUAGAGCAAACAAUUAAGGGAAGUGAUGGACAGCCUUCAAGCGUAGUUGUAGUGAACACUCCUGCUCUGAAUGACAUCAAAACAAGGGCUGAGGAGAAUGAUAAGAGUAAAGAAAGACCAAAAACAGGAACAACUAAAGUAACGACCCUAAGAAUCAAAUCUGAGACAGGAGAAAAGACAUAUUUAGUAAAGAUGAGCUUUACUGAUACUAUUGCUGAUUUAAGAGAACAUCUAAAUGCUGUCAGGCCAAAAGGUGCUCCUGAUUACAAUAUCAAGUCCUCAUUUCCUAAUAAGGUGUACAGUGAUCUUAGUGCUACGUUGGUAGAGUGUGGGCUGGUACCCAAUGCUACUUUGCACUUGUUAAUCAAGAAGGCAUAGGUCAGGGAUUCUUAUGUAGUAUAUAGUUUAGAGACUGUUUAAAUUAUGUGCAUAUAAUCUCGGAGUUCCUGUGGAAAAUGCAACCAUUCUUGAGUGGGAGAAUCUACGUAGCACUCAGUUGAUGUAAUAUAUUCAUAAAGAUAUAAUACAAAACAAAACACAUAAUACAAUAGAACGAGAAACAAUGGAAUACAAUACAUUUUAUGAAUACAUUACAUCAACUGCGUGCUACGUAGGUCACCCCAUUCUUUGAGUAGCGCAUGGCCAGAAAUCUCUCGAGAGUAAAAAAGAAUAAAGCUUUUAUGUUGGGUGAAUGAGCAAGAGAGACUGAUGAGGAAUCCUUGAAAUUUCAUCCAACAUGGCGGAUAUUACACAUCUUGUACAACAAGUUGUCAUAAUGUAUCAUGGCAAUCUAAACUUUUUAAUUUUUUUGCAUUUAAACUAUUUUGUACAUGUUCAUUGUAAACCGUUGCAGCGAAAAGAUAAUAUUGAUGAUAAUAAUUUCGUAUUAACAUCAUUAAAUAACAUAACAAAG
Messenger RNA from Exaiptasia diaphana, 2212 nucleotides. Its product is annotated as UBX domain-containing protein 11. The record is from RefSeq and is a predicted model, not a curated record. The coding region runs from base 229 to 1677 and encodes 482 amino acids. The transcript is spliced from 16 exons. NCBI's taxonomy places the organism in Eukaryota, Metazoa, Cnidaria, Anthozoa, Actiniaria, Aiptasiidae. Gene Ontology annotation, biological process: proteasome-mediated ubiquitin-dependent protein catabolic process. Gene Ontology annotation, molecular function: ubiquitin binding.